AAUUAAUUUGAAUAAUAAUUGAAUUGGAAAAAAGUGGGGCAAAAUGGGGAAAGAAUGCAGCUGAGUAGCGCGAUGCCAGGUUGUGUUGUGUGGUAUCAUCACAGCGAAGCACGCCUCCACUACUAAACUUUCCUCACUUUCUCUCUCUCUCUGUGAGUUGUGGAAAUUGAUUAGAAUUGAAAAUAAUGUCUGGUUCGGAGGACGAGGGAGGAGAAGAGUACCUCUUCAAGAUCGUCAUAAUCGGAGACUCCGCGGUGGGGAAAUCGAACCUGCUGUCCCGCUACGCCCGGAACGAGUUCAACAUGCACUCCAAGGCCACCAUAGGCGUCGAGUUCCAGACUCAGUGCUUGGAAAUCGACUCCAAGGAAGUCAAGGCUCAGAUUUGGGACACCGCCGGCCAAGAGCGAUUCCGCGCCGUCACCUCCGCCUACUACCGCGGCGCUGUCGGCGCCCUCAUUGUCUACGACAUCUCCCGCCGCACCACCUUCGAUAGCGUCGGUCGCUGGCUCGACGAGCUUAAAACUCACUGCGAUACAACGGUGGCAAUGAUGCUAGUGGGGAACAAAUGUGACUUGGAGAAUAUAAGGGCGGUGAGCAUUGACGAGGGGAAAAGCCUUGCGGAAGCGGAAGGUUUGUUUUUCAUGGAAACGUCAGCGUUGGACUCGACAAACGUGAAGAUGGCAUUUGAGAUGGUAAUUCGAGAGAUAUACAACAACGUGAGCAGGAAGGUUCUCAACUCCGAAACAUACAAGGCAGAGUUAUCUGUCAACAGGGUCAGCCUCGUCAACAAUGGUGCUGCUACAUCUAAGCAAAAUCAAACCUACUUUUCUUGUUGUUCCAGAUGACCUAUAACUACCAUACGAAACAAGUUGCUUUGUCACUUCUAUUCCCUUUUUGUUGCUUUGCUUUAUUAAUUAAAUGGUUCCUUCAAAACUUGUUGAUCAGUUACAACUAUAUAGUAAAUCAAAAUGUUGUCUUCAAUUUUAUUUUAAGAAAACGGGUAUAGUUUUAUAAUGGGGGUACAAAGAGCUUGUAAUUGCAUUGCAGCAAUUGAAAUCGGACAUCCAUUUAUGUCUCUGUGAUUGUUAGUUUCCU
This is a messenger RNA of Glycine soja, 1095 nucleotides long. Its product is annotated as ras-related protein RABA5e-like. The transcript is spliced from 2 exons. Gene Ontology annotation, cellular component: endosome. Gene Ontology annotation, molecular function: GTPase activity; GTP binding. The coding region runs from base 186 to 845 and encodes 219 amino acids. The record is from RefSeq and is a predicted model, not a curated record. Lineage: Eukaryota; Viridiplantae; Streptophyta; Magnoliopsida; Fabales; Fabaceae.